This is a messenger RNA of Echinostoma caproni, 993 nucleotides long. The record is from the annotation of a GenBank genome assembly. Lineage: Eukaryota; Metazoa; Platyhelminthes; Trematoda; Plagiorchiida; Echinostomatidae.
UUAUCUACUGAAGAUUGUGUUGUAGUUAUGAGUGAACAACCUAGUGCCAGUGGGUCACAACCUGCCAGUUCCGAGACCAGUCAACGUCAAACCACGAAGCUCAGUCCGUUUGAAACAUCGAUUUUGGAAUAUGUACUUGCUGUCCAUGGCGAUGUGGGCACACGAAGAGCCUGUUUAAUUGCCCUACUGGUACAUGCCCAACUUUUGUCACGCGGUGCUCGCUUAUCAUCUUCAAACCGAGGCUCAUCCUCGCUCAUUGUAUCAUCAGCUCUGGACGGUGAUCCCAUUCGCUUGUCAUAUACCCUGGUCCCACGACCACAGUCGGAAACGCUCGCUUCCGCCGCAAGUCAGCUCCAACUGUCCGUGACAGAAACAGACGCGCAUCUGUUUAUUAGUCUCACAGAUACCGUAACAGACAAAUUUGGUCACUUGGAAAUCUCCGGAGUGGAACAUGUCUCAUUAGACGAUAGUAGCGUUCAGUGUGCAUCUGGAAAUCUGGUACACUUGUUUCCACAUUUGGAAGAAUUUUUACACCUCAUGGAUGAAAACGUUUGGAAGCCCGUUCUGCCAUCGCCACCACGUCCACGCAUUUCAGAGAGUGAGCGACGUAAAGACGUAAAGAGCCCGGGUCUGGAUGAGUUUACACCGCCAACCCAUCCAUCGAACUUGGGAGGAACUCGCCCCACAAUACCGGACUACCCAUUCCCCGAUUAUGGGCGCAGUGACCUGGACCCGAUUGGCGGUCUUGCAGGUCGUGGUGGAAUGAUCUUAGAUCCGAGAAGACCGUUCCUUGGUGGCGGAGCAUUUGGCGGUGGUGGCAGUUUCCUGGGUGGUCCGGACGUCCUACCCCCAGGAGCCGUACCGCCGGGAGCUCGUUUCGAUCCGUUUGGACCCGGAGUGGUCCCCGGAAGACAGCCUUUUGGUGGACGUCUGCCUCGAGGUCCAGAUCCAGAUCAUGCUCUACCUCCAGGAUUUGAAGACAUGUACAACUGA